AGGUUCCUGCUUCAUCGUGAAUUAGGCCAGCUGCCGCUGCUCUCUCGCUCGCGUCAGCCGCAGCACCAUUACCAGUCCACGAGCUCCGACGCCGGUCGUCCCGCCGCCGCCGGCAUAUCCACGAGCUUCGACGCGGCGAGGAGGACAGCGACGACUACUGUCCCGUCCUCCACGAGCUUCGACGACGCGUCCCCAGGCCCUCGCUCGACGCAGCGAGCUUCGGCGCGCGGCACUCGCUUUCUCGCAGGCUCAUAUUGAAUUGCAGGUUGUCCAUUCACUGCAAAGAGAGAGAGAAAAUGCCACUGGGAUUGAUACUAGGGUUGGGAAGGGCAUUUAGGAGGAAGCGUACAUCAUCACUCGAUAUUCUUUCUUCAAAACGUGCUCCAAGAAAUUACUACAAGGGAAAGAAUUGCAAGCCAACUGGUUUUCACACCCACAAAGGUGGAUAUGUUCUGCUGCAGGAGAAACUACCAAACUAUGUAGUUCCCGAUUUGACUGACUUCAAGCUGAAACCUUAUGUGUCUCAAUGCCCAAUAGAAGUCGAAACUACUGAGGGCACUGAUGCAGCUAAAUAGACUAAGAGCCAUAAAAGGGGGAAAUGAUGGAUGGUUGCAUUCAAGGCAUACUGCAGAAGAGUUCGCAGAGAACCUUGGAAGUUACGCUUUUUCUGUCUUUCUUUUUGGCUUAGAGAAUGAUGUCUCGAACAAAUUUUAAUGACCUUUUUUGUGGCCACUAAGUCAAAUGACUUCGGUUGCUCCAAUCUUUUUAGGAAUUGUGAACAAUAACAUAGACAAAGCAGUGUGAUCGGGGCAGCCUUUGUUGAAUUAUACAUGUCGAUAUGUUUAUGAUUAUUGAGCCAAUGUCCUUCUGGACCUUUUGAAGUAAAAUCAUUUUUCACUGUAA
Molecule: messenger RNA, 903 nt
Organism: Eucalyptus grandis
Lineage: Eukaryota; Viridiplantae; Streptophyta; Magnoliopsida; Myrtales; Myrtaceae
Product: 39S ribosomal protein L41, mitochondrial-like
Exons: 5
Coding region: 297-575 (92 amino acids)
Biological process (GO): translation
Cellular component (GO): mitochondrial large ribosomal subunit
Molecular function (GO): structural constituent of ribosome
Source: RefSeq, a predicted model, not a curated record